ACCAGGCUCCUGAACAACAGAUUUCAACUUGAACCUGAGAGGAGCAUCAUCAUGACUCCUGUUUUCCUCCUCCUCCUCUUCUUCCCCAUGACGGCCAUCGCUGCAGAUGCAGCUGAUGAAGCAAAUCAAUUAGACGAAUCUCCAGGAGUCUCUGAUGUCCUUCAAAGAGUCAAUGACGGCUUACCAAAUCUGGUCCAUGGCGACAUUGUGCUAAAUUCCAAGAAGAACGCAGACCCCUGCACAGCUACUGGCUGCAAGUGGCCCAAACGUGGAAGCUAUGUCAGAGUGCCAGUGGUCAUCUCCUCCAAAUACACCAGGACAGAGCGCAACCUCAUCAUCAGAAGCCUGGUGACCUUCCACAGGUCCACAUGCAUUCGCUUUGUGUGGAGACGCUGGUACCACAGGAACUACCUCUACUUCUUCUCCGGAACUGGGUGCUGGUCGUAUGUUGGCCGUCAGAGUAGAGGACAGGCGGUCUCCCUGAGGAAAAACGGAUGUUUGUCCACAGGCACGGUGCAACAUGAGGUCAUCCACGCUCUGGGUUUCCACCACGAGCAAGUCCGCUCCGACAGGGACACAUACGUUCGAAUUCUCACCGAAAACAUUAGUUCAGGAAAGGAAACAAACUUUAGAAAAGUGAAGACUAACAAUUUGGGGACUCCCUACGACUUCAACUCUGUCAUGCAUUACAGCAAAUACGCCUUCAGCAAAAAUGGAAAGCCAACCAUCCUCGCCAGGAGCAACCCCAACCUCGAAUUUGGACGCGCCACUUCCAUGAGCUCGAAUGACAUUGCCCGCAUCAACAAGCUUUACCAAUGCUGAGUCUGAACAAGAAACUUUAACCCGUCACACUGCCACCAAACGUGAUGAAGGAACGUGUCGACCUCCAGAAACAUCAUGAUUUCUGAUGCAGCGCAACAAUAAUAUUCAAAGGGUUCAACAGCAUAUGUUGUUGUUAGCUUGUUAGCUUCUGUUAGCGCUUGGUUUUGAUGUAUUUCACUGCAAACUCAAAAAAAACCAAAAAAACCAUUAAUUUUCUUACUAUGAUUGGGUGAUGGAUUUGCUCAGAAGUACCAGGCAGUGAAACAACCCUGAAACAACAAAUUGAGGGGCUGAAUAUUUGCUGUAUUGUUUGAUUCAUGAAUUGUGAAAGCUGUUUUGAAAUAUUCAGUAAACAGCUGAUUCGAUGCUCAUUGUGUGCAGCAUCAGCAGGGAGACAAACAAUUCUCACUUCUACUGACAGUAAUAAUCAAUAACAUUAUUGGAUCUGGGUCAAACAUUUUUGUUUUUGUGGGUUUUCCUCUGUUAGAAUACUAGAGCAUUUACCAAUUAUGAUCAAUAAUCAAUGACUGUGUGUUCAUUUGGAUAAUUUCCUUAUUAAAAUC
Molecule: messenger RNA, 1385 nt
Organism: Paralichthys olivaceus (Japanese flounder)
Lineage: Eukaryota; Metazoa; Chordata; Actinopteri; Pleuronectiformes; Paralichthyidae
Product: hatching enzyme 1.2-like
Biological process (GO): proteolysis
Molecular function (GO): metalloendopeptidase activity; zinc ion binding
Source: RefSeq, a predicted model, not a curated record